Molecule: messenger RNA, 2589 nt
Organism: Bradysia coprophila
Lineage: Eukaryota; Metazoa; Arthropoda; Insecta; Diptera; Sciaridae
Product: mutS protein homolog 5-like
Biological process (GO): mismatch repair; chiasma assembly
Cellular component (GO): nucleus
Molecular function (GO): ATP binding; ATP-dependent DNA damage sensor activity; mismatched DNA binding
Source: RefSeq, a predicted model, not a curated record
GCUAACAGACCCAAAUGGUCGUGUAAACAAAAUUUGAGACCGCCAGGGACUUGUGCAGUGAUUCAGGGGCAAAGUGCAAUUUUUCUAAGAAGACUCGGCGACGUUAAGUGAAAAAAUUCUUCCGGUCAAGUGUUUAAUCGUCAUGGACACAUCAACGAAUAAUUCGAUCAACGACGAUGACGAGUACAUUCUCUCAUUAGCUUGGAAACAGUCCGUCUUGUCGGCCGCAUAUUUCAACAAGAGAACGAUGGACGUACAUCUAGUCAAAGAAGUGGAUGAUUUCAAGCCGGGCCUAUCGUACACAGCCAAUUUACUGCGACAACUGACACCGUCCAUAAUUCUAGCCAGUGGUAGCGUAACAUUCCACCGAGAAUUGUUGCGUCUGCUAAAUUAUCCACCGAACACCGAUCUGGCCCAGUUCAAAUAUUCGAUCAAUCAUACACCAAACUCGAAGUUGGUUCUGUUUUCGAACUGCGACGCGAAACACCUUGCAAAGUGUCGUCAGAGAAUUUUGUCCCUUGACAUUCCCGGCAUGAACAAGAACAUGACGGACAUUGAACGAAGCAAUUUUAUGGAAACCAUCGUAUCGUCACAUCAGGAGCAAUUGGUAAUGGGAUUCGGUAACCUGCUGAUCUACCUGGACGAAAUGUGGAAGCACAUUUUCCUGAUCACUUCCGACGUACCGACAAUUGCUAGCGUUAGCAUUCGUGCUCUGAACGACCAGGUGCUCAUCGACGAAGACACACUGAGCGGACUGCACGUAUUCUUUCUGCAACAACAUCCGUCCGGAUUUAAAAUUGGUUCCGACGGCGGUUCGAAAGAGGGAUUUUCACUGUAUUCGGUGAUGAAUCGCUGUUACUCGAAAAUUGGAGGAAAAUAUUUGCGAACGUUGAUGCAACAGCCGACCAACUCUCUGGACGAAUUGAAUUCACGGCUGGACACCAUCGACUGGUGUCUGGAUAAGAACAACUUCGACGCCCUGAACCUAAUCAAAUCGAUUUUGCGUAAGACUGGAAACAUCAACGAAGACUUUGGGAAGCUGCUGAAGAAUCCCACGAAACGACGGUACUGGCUGUCCUUUGCGCGGAAUAUUCUGAAUUUGUGCAGCAUUUGCCAGUUGUGUUUGGAGCUGGAGAAACAAGAGCGGGAAAACGUUUUAUUGAGCGAAUUGGCCGUGCAGGGACGUGAACAUUCGGUGCUGUUGUGUGUCAGUUCGUCUGUGUGUAAAAUGAUCAAUUUCGAGCAGGACAGCAACAACGACGAUUACAUAAUACGGACGGGGUUCCAUCGGGGAUUGGAUGAAAUGCGGAAAAUGAAGGACCAAGUCAGACGAACCAUUUACGAAAAGUUUAUGGUUUUGGUGAGGCGGAACCAUAUUGCCAAGUGUACGGUGACUCAUUUUGCGGAAAUUGGAUAUGUGUUGGGUGUCAAGUUCGACAGUCCGGCAAAGCAGAAAACGUUCACCGAUAACUUGACCACGAACCAACUGGAAUUUUUGCUCCAAUCUCAAGGCAUAUUCUGCUACAAAUUCGCUCAAUGCAACGAACUAAACGAAUCGUUCAGAGAAUUAAAUGUUCGAGCCCGAUGUCAGGAGGAACAAAUUCUAAAAGAAUUUCUCUCUUGGUACACCCCUAACGUUCCGACCAUCCAAUACAACACCGACUUAUACGCCAAAUUGGACUGCAUGAUGGUCUUCGCCGAAAUUGCUACCAAAUAUGAACUAGUCCGUCCCGAAUUGACGCACGAGAAAGCACUGGAGAUCCGUCAAGGGCGCCAUUUUCUGUUCAAUUCAAAGACCACAGUCACACCGAACGAUACAAUUGUGAACGGUGACCAAUUCGUCACGCUACUGAUGGCCCCGAAUGCAGCUGGAAAGAGUUUCUAUCUGCGACAGAUUGGCUUGAUUGUCUACAUGGCCCAUAUCGGUUGUUUCGUGCCGGCUACUGCCGCAAAAAUCGGUCUGGUCGGUGAGAUUUUCACGCGACUCUAUUCGGAAGAAUCGACGCACAACAGCCAGUCGUCAUUUCAAUUGGAAUUGAUCCAAAUGAGCAGGAUACUGUCAUCGUCAUCGGACCGGUCGCUGAUUUUGAUCGAUGAAUUCGGCAAAGGAACGAAUUUGAUUGAUGGCAAAGCGAUAUUACUGUCAUGCAUCGAACAUCUGUUGACACGCGAUGCCGCCGUACCCAUAACAUUCAUUACGUCACAUUUUUCCGAAGUGUGCGACUACUAUCGAUACAAUAGGUGGGUCCAAACGAAGACGUUUAAAAUGUUUCGACACGAAAAUGGCAGCAUCUAUUCGUCACAUGAAUUAAUUGAUGGUGAGGGUGCGCACAGCUAUGCACAUCAAUGUGAAGAGGUGAAAGUGUUCCUGGAUUGGAUACUUAAGCAACCGAAUAGCAGUGGCCAUGGAAACAGCGACUUUGGCGUAGAUUCUCUGACAGAGGAGGUGAACGAUGUUUACUUGAGGAAAGUUGAGUUUUGUACGGAAAGCUUUUCCAAAUUUAUGUUGAAUGGGGGAGUGUGUGACGAGAACACUUUCGGGCAUUUAGAAUCACUUUCUCAUACCAAUAAAGCGAAUUUUAGUUGAAA